Messenger RNA from Caenorhabditis angaria, 2316 nucleotides. The record is from the annotation of a GenBank genome assembly. NCBI's taxonomy places the organism in Eukaryota, Metazoa, Nematoda, Chromadorea, Rhabditida, Rhabditidae.
AUGAGAAAUAACCAAUUAUUAUUGACACUUUAUUCAACAUCUGAAAUUAUAUAUUCUUUCAUUCAUCUCAUUUCUAUUCCAACUAUUCUUGUUUUCGAUAAUUUUUUCUUAUUUUUCUCUUAUCGAACAUGGACAAAUUUGGAAAUUGGAAAAUGGACGCUGGUUUUGUACACAUUUUUCUUCAUUCAGGUAAAUUGUUUUUUUGUUAAUUAGAAACAAAAUUUGUGUUUUUUUUCAACUCAGAAUGUUACAAUAAUGAUGAUCCAAUUUGUAUAUCGUGCAUGGACAAUUUCCUCAUUCGGGAGAAAAUAUUUUUUGAAGUUCUAUGAAGUUGUUAUUUAUAUCAGUGUCACAAUAAUAAUUGCACCAUUAAUUUAUACAAUUCCAUCAAUAAUUUUGAUUUGGAACACACCUGGCUUCGUGCCAGAUGAUUUGAGAAUUUUGAAAUUGAAAUUAUUUGGAAAUGAUAUCAUUGAUGAUUUUGUUCUUCUGGGAAUACGAAAAGAAAUUAAUACAAGUUUUUCAAAUUUUAUAAUUGCGAUGACUUUAUUGGUUUUCGAAUUUACAAUAAUUAAUUCUUCUGCUUUAUAUGUUCAAUACACUGUGAAUCGAUCAACAAUUAGUUCACAAUCAAAGAAAAUACAAAAACAAUUACUCAUAUUAUUAAUUCUUCAGGUUGUCUUAAAUAUUAUAUUUCCAAACUUCUAAUUUAUAAUCAUUUUCAGACAUUUGUGGGUACUGUUUGUUCGGGUGUUUCACCAUUCAUUUGUUUGAUAAACCUAAAUUUCGAUAUCGAUUUGGAUUCCAUUCAACUUUUAUCAAUCUGUACAUUAUCGUGGUAUCCCAUUUUAGAUUCAAUUAUUCUUCUAACAUGUGUAACAUCCUACAGGUUUCAAAUAAUGCUUGAAAUUCUCAGAAAAGUUUAACUGUUUUUCCAGAAAAUUUGUCAAAAAUCUUCUCAUAAAAUCAAAAACAUCAACUCUUCGUGUUACAAUUUUCAAUAAUUCAGUUGUCUGAAAUCAAUACGACUUUUUUCUGUCGAAAAUGUGUCGAUAAGUACAUUUUUCGAAAUUGUAGUAAUUCUCUUCUCUGCUUCAUAUUUUUGCUUAUUUUUCAACCCAUGAUUAAUAAUCAUUGCGUGGACUCUCGAUAAACCCUAUAAUUAUCAACAAUAGGAUAUUAGUUUUCUAUAUUAGUAUCAUAUUUUUCGAGGAGUUUUCGAAAAAUGAGUACUUCUAAUAGUUUUUAUCUUCAACUUUCUUUUGCUAUUAUCUGGAAUAAUUCUGCUGUAGAAUUGGUUUCAACAUUAAAUUCAGAGAGAAAUUAUCUUGUUCGUCGAUUGGCAAUACAAUUCUUAUUCUUAAAUGCAGCUAAUCAUAUUGUUUCUUUGUGUUUUCCUGAUUCACUAUUAAAUAUUCCGGAAAUAUUCAAAACCAUCGAAACAAACGAUUGCGAAACCGAUUCUUUAGUUCAACGUAUUGUUGGAUUGUGGUUUUUCAUCGAAUAUUUGAUGGUCCAUGUGAGUUUUAUUUUUAUUUUUCAAAAAAACAUAUGUUUUUUAGUUACUAACAUAUUGUUAUUCAAUUUCAAUUAUCGGUUCAUUUAACUCGAGUAAUAUUUCUUUCUCAUUUCGCACUGCUUUACAAUUGUUACCAAUAUUCGUGGUUAUUUUUUUGAUUCAAAUUUUUCUGCAAAAUCAAAUACAUACUAAUUUGACCCCAACAAAACCCGAUGUUAUAACAACUUCAACAACUCGAUGUUUGUUUUCAUUUAUGGUGAUCCAGGUAAAAACUUUGAUAAUAACCCAAUUCAAAGUUUUAAAUUUUCAGGGACUGACACUACCAUUUUCAUAUAUUCAAUACAUCUUCGAGUUUAACAGAAAAAAUUUCAGUACCAAGAGAUUAUCGAAACAUUUUCUAAAGGUUUUUUUUCUGUAUGUCAACAGGAAUCAAUUUUUUUCAGGUCUUUGUUUUGUUGUUAUGCAACUACCGUCUUCAUGGACUUUCAAAAUAUGCACAAACUAAACUAUUAACUUCAGAAAAUUUCGAAAAUUAUAGUUCAAUCGCAAAUCUUUGUCUACAAAUUCUUCUAUCGCCAGCAUUGAUUUUCUCGAUUCCAGAAUUAAGGUUCUCCGAAAUUUUUUCAUUUAAUUCAUUCAAAAAAUCUUCCAGAGAAAAAAUUAGGAAUUUGGAACUGAAAGAACCAAUUGCAACAAUUUACAAGUGUGUUAUAAACAAGGUGUUAUCAAUUGAUAUUGAGCUGCUUUUUCAUAGCGUCCUAAUUUUAGGUGUUUUAUCGGAAAUAGUUCCAAAAUAA